CUCUGUCUAUUGCAAGGUUUUCCAACUUAAAAAGAGGGGGACGGGCAGGCUUUUGAAAUAGCAAAGUCCGAGAAUAAUAAGAAAGAAUACAGACUCAAAACGAACAAAACAAUGAAGCCCUUUUUAGCAUUGGCGUCGCUCCUUCUUUUUCUUCUUCUUCUCAUCCUGUUAAUGGCGCUGGAAGCCACAUGCUCCCUCCAAACGCAGAAGCUCUACGAGUUCCAAAGGCGGCUUCGAGAGAAGACGCUCUCCGCCGUGGCCGCAAAGCCACUGCCCUCUCCGGCGGCCGUAAAAAAUGCCACGGCGAGAGUUUUCUAUCCAAUUGGGUACGGGGCGGACCCUACGGGGGCGCAAGAUAGCAGCGACGCCAUAUUGAGCGCUUUGGCCGACGCUUCACAGGUCGAAAUAGGGUUUCAGCUGUUGCCGGGAAUCAAAGAUCUGGGCGGCGCCGUCGUGGACUUGCAGGGCGGCGACUACAAGAUCGGCAAACCCAUAAGGUUCCCUCCCGGCGUCGGCAAUGUCGUCAUCCAAAGUGGGACUCUUCGCGCAUCAGACACAUUUCCUAAUGACAGACAUCUAAUUGAAUUAUGGGCACCAACUUCUCAAAAACUCAAGCUAACGGCAUCCGUGAACAAUUUGGAUCAAAAAGACACCAACUCUGCAAUCUCCUACGAGGACAUAACGUUCCGGGACAUCCUCUUUGACUCAAGCUAUGGCGGCGGCGGCCUUCUGGUGAUCGAUUCUGCCAGAAUCCGCAUAGACAGUUGCUUCUUUCUCCACUUCACCUCCCAAGGAAUCCUCGUCCAAAGAGGCCAUGAAACCUUCAUAUCAAGCUCCUUCCUCGGACAACACUCAACGGUUGGCGGCGAUGAGGGUGAGCGAGACUUUACCGGCACCGCCAUCGACAUUGCCAGCAAUGACAAUGGCGUGACAGACGUCGCCAUCUUCUCGGCGGGCACCGGGAUUGUUGUGAGGGGCGAGGCCAACUUGAUCACUGGGGUGCAUUGCUACAACAAGGCAACUUUCUUUGGUGGCGUUGGCAUUCUGGUUAAAGCUGCACAAACAAGAAUAGUGAAUUGUUACUUGGAUUUCAAUGCUAUAGUGAUUGAAGACCCGUUUCAAGUUCAUGUUUCUAAUGGGUUUUUCCUCGGAGAUGGCAACGUUGUGCUCAAGUCGAUCAAAGGCCGGAUCUCAGGCUUGAACAUAGUCAAUAAUAUGUUCUCCGGGGAGCCCAAGAACAUGGUGCCUAUUGUUAAGCUAGACGGACAGUUCAGAGAAGUCGAUCAAGUAGUGAUUGAUCAGAACAUGGUGAAUGGGAUGAGGUUGAGAUCUACGGUUGGGAAAUUGGCCGUGCCAGGAAAUGGGACCAAGUGGGUGGUUGAUUUUUCGUCCGUUUUGGUGUUCCCUGACCUAAUUAAUCAUGUUCACUACUCAUUCUAUGCCCCGACCCCAGGGAUUAGGGGAUUUCCGGUACAUGCAGUGACUAAUGUUUCCGGUAAUGUGGUGGUGGUGGAGAGCGACAAGGCAGUCAAUGCAGUGGUGUCUGUGGUGGUUGAUCAGAAUAACCAGGCAGGAGAAAGGAACUUUCUCAAGUGAGGCAAGGAAGCAAGCUGUACCACUGGAUCAAUUUUAGCGUCACGACACAGCACGAUAUCAGUUACCACUUUCAAGAUUUAACACGAUAAAACUUCGUCCUUCAUGAAGCCAAGACGCUAUCUCCUAAGGAUAUUUGUGAUUGCCGGACUGAUUUUGUGGGAUGGUAAUAUCAUAUGGAUAAAAGGUGGUACUAAACAUGAUUAUGAACAUUGUAUUUAUUAGCAUAGAAUAAUCAAUCAGAUAAUACAAGAGUUGUUUGAACUUAUUACUUGUACCAAGUUGGGUUCACGUUGGGUACUUAUUUACUUGUAACCCGGAUUUGGAUCUAUGAUGUUUAACCCAAUGACAAAUGAAUCUAGAUGGGAUCAUUGACUCAUUGACCCAGACCACUAACAGCCCUAUUAG
Messenger RNA from Diospyros lotus (date-plum), 2001 nucleotides. Its product is annotated as polygalacturonase QRT3. Bases 112 to 1596 code for a protein of 494 amino acids. The transcript has 3 exons. The record is from RefSeq and is a predicted model, not a curated record. Gene Ontology annotation, molecular function: polygalacturonase activity. NCBI's taxonomy places the organism in Eukaryota, Viridiplantae, Streptophyta, Magnoliopsida, Ericales, Ebenaceae.